AAGAUGUUUUACGCUUUUGUUUCUUUGUUUUUUUUUUUUUUUUACUAAGGUCAAGUCAUGGGUGACUGGUCCAUUCUUGGGCGUUUUCUGUCGGAGGUCCAGAAUCAUUCUACAGUGAUAGGCAAGAUCUGGCUCACUAUGCUGCUCAUUUUCCGCAUCCUGCUGGUAGCCUUGGUGGGAGACGCCGUCUACAACGAUGAGCAGUCCAAAUUCACCUGCAAUACCCAGCAGCCUGGAUGCAACAAUGUCUGUUAUGACACAUUUGCACCUGUGUCCCAUCUGAGGUUCUGGGUUUUUCAAAUUGUGCUAGUCUCCACUCCGUCGAUAUUCUACAUCGUAUUUGUUUUGCAUAAAAUUGCCAAAGAUGAGAAGCUGGAUGGACAACGGGGGCAGGUGUUAAGGCAAAGGUCUUCAAGGCAAGGUGCUGACCAGAAGGACGGCAAGGAGGCGAUGAGGGUGGGUGUGCCGACUUACUGUCCUCAUUUUAGGGAUGAUUGGGAUGAGAGCGAAAGAGUGCAACAAAGCUUCCUGGAGGAGGGUCGUGGUGCACUCGCAGAAGAUCCCACCGAACAAUCUCACCAGGUUCUACUCAUCUACAUUCUUCACGUGUUACUUCGAUCCAUCAUGGAAAUCACCUUCCUAGUGGGCCAGUAUUUGUUAUUUGGCUUUGAGGUUCCUCACCUCUUCCGUUGCGAGACCUACCCCUGCCCAACUCGCACAGACUGUUUUGUGUCCCGUGCCACUGAGAAAACCAUUUUCCUCAACUUUAUGUUUAGCAUCAGCCUGGGCUGCUUUGUGCUCAACAUUGCAGAGCUUCACUACCUGGGCUGGGUCUACAUUAUCCGUGUCCUCUGCUCAGCCUGCUCCAACUGUUGCAGUCAGGAGAAGGAUCCGGAUAAACUGUACUCCAAGCAAAACCCCCUAUUGCUUCAACUCAGGCAUUCUCUGAGAGGUCAGCUGGUUCUGCAGACCAGAUCGGCCAUGGCUCAAGAGAAGACGGGGGGUUUGCUCACACGUGCCCCGGCGAUCUCUUUUGAGACAGACUCAACUGUGGAAUGCACCUCAAAGAGGAGUCCAGAGAACACAGACAAGGUGAAGGUCAAGUUGGCCAACAUGGCCAGGUUGGGACGAACUAAGAAGUCUUGGCUGUGACAGCUUUGUGGUCAUGCUAUAAAAUAUGUGUUGUCUUGUUUUUCAUAUGUACCCCAUUCAUUCAUCUACUCAACUCCUAGCAAAAAUAUUGUGAACAUACUGUAGUAGUAUGCAGGUUCAGCUUAAUACAACCAUUUGGAAUGGGUAUAAUCGGAGAUGAUUCGCUGAUUGUGAAUAAUGGUCUUGAUUAUGUUGAAGUGAGUGUUGAUUGAACAUGUCCGCUAUGGUAUUUUUAGAUUUAAUGUUCAUUGUUCAAAUAAUUGCUGAAGUAAAUGCAUGCAGAUAUAAUUAAAAACAGUUAAUUAAUGGGUUGCAAAUUUUCUUAAUUGCGAUCAAUGUGACCAAUCAAUGUGAUCAAUGAAGCCCAAAACAAUGUGAUCUAUCUAUCUAUCUAUCUAUCUAUCUAUCUAUCUAUCUAUCUAUCUAU
Messenger RNA from Hippocampus comes (tiger tail seahorse), 1579 nucleotides. Its product is annotated as gap junction delta-2 protein. The transcript has a single exon. The coding region runs from base 58 to 1152 and encodes 364 amino acids. Gene Ontology annotation, cellular component: connexin complex. Gene Ontology annotation, biological process: cell-cell signaling. NCBI's taxonomy places the organism in Eukaryota, Metazoa, Chordata, Actinopteri, Syngnathiformes, Syngnathidae. The record is from RefSeq and is a predicted model, not a curated record. Gene Ontology annotation, molecular function: gap junction channel activity.